Messenger RNA from Geodia barretti, 930 nucleotides. The record is from the annotation of a GenBank genome assembly. Lineage: Eukaryota; Metazoa; Porifera; Demospongiae; Tetractinellida; Geodiidae.
AUGGGAAGAAGUCGGGCAUUGAAGAAGCUCGCUGCCGCGGAGCAGCAGCGCGAAGGAGGCGGGUUCUUGGUGCGGCGACCUAUCGGCGGACGUGGAGGCCGCUGCGAUCCUUUCUUGAUGCUGGACCACUUGGGUCCCGUGGAGUACGGCCCAGGGGAGGCAGUGGGGGCUCCGGAUCAUCCUCACCGCGGCUUCGAGACGGUCAUGUACAUCAUAUCGGGCUCAGUCCAGCACAAGGACAGCGCUGGGAACAGCGGGGAGCUGCGGGAGGGCUGGGUGCAGUGGAUGACGGCCGGCUCGGGCGUCGUCCACUCGGAGAUGCCCGGAGACGAUAUGAUGAAAAACGGCGGGAGGUCGGAGGGUUUCCAGCUAUGGGUCAACCUCCCUGCCAAAGACAAGAUGGUGCCGCCUCGCUACCAGGACACUCCUGCCGACAAGAUCCCCAUUGUGACUGCACAGGAGGGAAACGUAUGGGUGAAGGUCAUAGCAGGAGAAUCGCUGGGAACACAAGCAGUCAUUGAGACUCGGUCCCCUAUGAUGUACCUCGACGUUCGCCUCAAACCGGGCACCGUCUUCGAGCAGACGGUCCCUCGAGACUUCGAUGGGGUCGCCUACAUCUGGUUCGGAUCAGGCUAUCUCGGAGAUGCAAGAGAGCCAGCGAGAUUCGGCCAGGUUGGAAUCCUGGGGGAGGGCGAGGUGUUCCGAAUGGAGGCCUCCGCUGAGGAAGAGCUCCGAGUGCUCCUGAUUGCAGGGAAACCCCUCAAAGAGCCAAUUGCUGCACAUGGUCCCUUUGUGAUGAACACUGUGGAAGAGAUUCAGCAGGCGUUUGCUGACUACCAGUCGGGCAAGCUGGGGGAAAUCCAGGGUGCCGAUGAACGAUACAGAGCCACAGAGGCUGCACGAGCCAAAAUGACAAAAGCCGGAAAAUAA